Messenger RNA from Entamoeba dispar SAW760, 1461 nucleotides. RefSeq lists its product as uncharacterized. The transcript is spliced from 2 exons. The coding region runs from base 1 to 1461 and encodes 486 amino acids. The record is from RefSeq and is a predicted model, not a curated record. NCBI's taxonomy places the organism in Eukaryota, Evosea, Mastigamoebida, Endamoebidae.
AUGUCAUUUAGAAUCUCAGCGUAUGGAAUAAAAGAUCAAAUAAAGUUACAUGAAACAUUGAGAAGUAAUUUAAGAUUAAGUAUGUUAAAUAAGAAGAGGAAAAGUGAGUUUGUUGAUUUAUCUGACUCACCGGUUGGGUAUGCCCAAUACCAAAUGUAUCAAGACCUUCUAUCAAGUAAUGACGAAGUUGUUAUACAAGCAUUGGACAUUUUUAAAAAUAUUAUUAAAUCACAAGAAUGCCCAUUAGAUAUAUUAAAUGUAAGUUUAUUUAAUCAAUUGAAUAACCUAACACAUAGGUCAAUUUCAGUUGUUGAAGCAUUAUUAUCUCUUUUAUGUGAACUAUCAACCUCUCUUGAUGAGAAUGUGAUAAAUAUAUUUUUCGAUUGUGGAUUAAUGUCAUAUUUGAUUAACAUUAUUAAAAAGCCACCAUCUAUUGAUUCGAUUCAUAUUUUUAUUAAAUCACUAGAUUUUUUUGCAGAAUUAAUAUAUGAUAGACAAACAUUACGUAAUAAUUUAUUAUCAAAAGACUUAUUAAAUUCUUUAAUGAACAUUGUUCAAGUCAUGUGUAAUUCUCCAGUAUUAAAUGAAGAAUGCCUUUCCUCAUUUCUUCGUUUCCUUAGUUCAUUCACAAGAGGAUUACCAAAAGAAUACAACGAAUUUACAAAUAAUCUCUUUUAUUAUUUAAGAGAUAAUUUUUUAAAAUUUCAUGGUGAUUCUGAAUAUAAUGUACUUGACAUAAUGAAAAAUACUUCAGUUAAUUCACCAGAGUUUAUAGAAAGAGUUUUAGAACAAGGGAUAAUGAAACAAUAUGUUGUUCUUUUAAUGCACAUUAAUGAGUAUUGUAAAUUAGGUUUAUUAAAUUUAAUAAGUGAAUGGAUUCAAGUAUAUCCAAAUACUUCUAGGUUCAUUGACCAAUUUAUUCUUUCUCUUCUUAAUCUCAUUCCUAAUAGUUCAGUUACAAUACUUUAUCAUUUGAUUGAUUUUUUAUAUAGUAUUAAUUCAAUAGAAAAAUAUCAUCAACGAUUUAAUGAUCUUUUAUUAUGUUCUUCAAAUUCUAUUGCAUUUAUUAUAGGUUGUUUCACCCAUAAUUUCGUAAAUAUAGCAUAUUCUUCAAUUAAUUUCAUUUCAACUGUUCUUAUUUCUUCAACAAACAAUGUUCAAAUUGUUCAACUAUUAGUAAAUAAUUAUUUUAUUGAAUUGAGUAGUUUCUGCCUUCAAAGGAUGUUUAUUUGUUCAAAUGAACGAAUCCUCUUUCUUUUGAUUAAAUCUAUUUUAAAUAUAUUUGAAGUUGAAUCAAAUUAUGCAUUAGCAUGUUCAAGUCCAAUUGAAUUAUUUAUUCAAAGUAAAGGAGAUUUGUAUAUUGAAGAAGUCAAACCGAAUUCACCAGAAACUAUCCUUUUAGUUGAGAAAAUAAAGUCAUUUUUGAUAAAUGAAAAAUCAAACAAUGAAAAUGAAAUUUAG